UUUCGCUUACUUAAAAUACCCAAGUGUAUUUUUAUAUCUUCCCCUAUUGUUUUGGUUUCAUUAUUACAUCGGCAGACGUAUGUAUCGAUAACCAAAGAUCGAAAUGUAAACCAAUAAGUUCAUCAGUAAUUUAGCCUGUUCGGCGCGUGUAUAUAUGAAAACUAUGGCCACGCGUCAGUCUUCAAAACCUUCUGCAUCCAGUGAAGUACCGUUUCAAGGAACAAGCGGAGAAUUAAUUAAAAUCAGCGAAUUUAUCGAAUCCUGGAAGCAAAUGUCGGAAUAUGAUCUUGGUACUGUUAAGUCUGAGAAGCAAUACAUCCAAGAUGCUAUGGACCUAAAUGAUGCUGACUAUUACAGACAAGCUGUGAAUUGUAGUGACCAGUUGUUGUUUUCUGGAGAUGAAAUAAAAGCCAGAUUCCCUUGUCUGAAUAUCUUCACAGAUGAUGUAAAGCUCAUGUCAGUCAAACUCCAAGAAAUGGAUGUGAAACAGCGCAAUGCAGAUCCUCUCUACAAAAAAAAUGUUUUACUUCCACAGAAACCUAAAAUACUGGAUGUGGAACUGUUGGCUGAUGAAGUCAGACCAUUGCCCCCAGACGAACAUAGAGUAGUCACUCCUGAUGCUUUGCUCCUCAUCUCUUUAUACAAGUCACGAGAAACUGGCCGAAAUGUCAGCAGAUCCAUAUCUCUGGCCGGGAUGGGGUUAGAACAUGCCUUUGCUGUGUUGGGUCAACAGAAGCUGACAGAACUACGUGACCGUAUUUGCUGUGUUAACGACCUUCUCGUUACUGGUGAUUACAGUGAAGAUCCAGAUCUGGAUAUUAACCUGUGUGCCCGGGAUAUUUUCAAGGCUGGAUAUUUCUUCAUUGAGGACAUCUUUUAUGAUGACACAAGACAUGCUGACAGUCUAAAAUAUAGCGAUGAAGUAAUUGCAUGGGCAGCCAAAUCAGGGACCCAUUACAAAAGUCUGCCAAUGGAAGACACCAAGUUCAGUGACCUCAGCUUAAGGAUUGGUUACCCUUAUGUCUACAUGCACCAGGGUAACUGUGAACACCUGCUUGUGGUGUCUGAUAUACGCAUGCUACAUCCACACGACAGCUUCAAUAUACUCGAUUAUCCUUACUUAGUGAAACGGCCGAGCAAGAAACGAACUAUCUGCAGGAUUUGUGCUUUUGAUUCCGCAAGAUGGAUGACGGAGGGAAGUUUUAAUUCUUUAGAAGAUCCAUCAUUUUACUGUCAAGUGUGUUUUCGAUCAAUACAUUACGAUCAAAAUGGCAAGAAAAUUGGAAACUUUAAAGCCUACAAAUAUUUUGAUUCUCAUACGGUUUUAUAAAUAAAAAUAUUUCUUUUUAUUGAUCUUUUAUUUUCUA
Messenger RNA from Octopus sinensis (East Asian common octopus), 1367 nucleotides. RefSeq names its product snRNA-activating protein complex subunit 3. The coding region runs from base 155 to 1330 and encodes 391 amino acids. NCBI's taxonomy places the organism in Eukaryota, Metazoa, Mollusca, Cephalopoda, Octopoda, Octopodidae. Gene Ontology annotation, cellular component: snRNA-activating protein complex. The record is from RefSeq and is a predicted model, not a curated record. Gene Ontology annotation, biological process: snRNA transcription by RNA polymerase III; snRNA transcription by RNA polymerase II. The transcript has 10 exons. Gene Ontology annotation, molecular function: core promoter sequence-specific DNA binding; bent DNA binding; RNA polymerase III type 3 promoter sequence-specific DNA binding.